AUGGCUGAACAUUUCCAUGUAAAUACUCCCUUACUUGAAAGUGCUGCAAUGUCCAAACGUGUGGGAAUCACUGUGUAUCUGAAAAUGGAGAAUUCGCAGCCCUCUGGUUCUUUCAAGAUCCGCGGCAUUGGAUACCUGUGCCAACAGCUUGCAUCACAGGCCAAAGGAUUUGUCUGUUCCUCUGGAGGAAAUGCUGGAAUGGCGGCUGCAUAUGUAACACGAAAAAUGGGUGCACCAGCCACUAUUAUUGUUCCCUCAUCAACGCCGCAUUUUGUUGUCCAAAGACUCAAGGAUCAAUGUGCUACUGUCAAGAUAAUAGGCAAAGUAUGGGAUGACGCAAACGCUGAGGCUCUUAGACUUGUCAAAACAGAGGGUCUUGCCUAUGUACCUCCAUUUGAUCAUCCCCUGAUAUGGAAGGGACACUCGAGCGUGAUCUUAGAAGUUGCAGCCAGUUUGGGCCCAAAUGUCAAGCCUGGAGCAGUGCUGACAUCAGUGGGUGGAGGGGGGCUCCUCUGUGGGCUCGUCGAGGGCCUGAAGGAUGCAGGCUGGAUGGAUGUGCCCAUCAUCGCCAUGGAAACAGUUGGGGCAGACUGUUUGAAUGCUUCAGUUAAGGCAGGAAGGAUAGUUACCUUGGAUGACAUCACCAGUGAAGCGAAAUGUCUCGGGGCAAAGACCGUUUGUACAAAAGCAUUUGAAUACUGUCAAAGCAAUGAGAUCAAAAUAAUAUCUGAAGUUGUGACUGACCAGCAGGCUCUUCAUGCUGUGGAGACAUUCCUUGAUGAGGAGCGAGUACUGGUGGAAAUGGCAUGUGGAGCAACACUUGCAGCCAUCUACAGUGGAGUUGUGCAACGAUUACAGGAGGAAGGUCGUCUACCGCCUCUCAUGGGUCCCCUGCUGGUUAUCGUGUGCGGAGGCAGCAAUAUCGACACGGAGCAGCUAUCAAUUUUGAAACAAAGGCUGCAGACCAAGUAA
Molecule: messenger RNA, 972 nt
Organism: Nerophis lumbriciformis (worm pipefish)
Lineage: Eukaryota; Metazoa; Chordata; Actinopteri; Syngnathiformes; Syngnathidae
Source: RefSeq, a predicted model, not a curated record